GCGAAGCGAGCCACAGCCACCGGAAACGAAACGAGACACACGCCCCACGCCCCACGCCGUUCGCCCACUCCCCGCCCAGCCGUUCCCGUCGCCACCCUUCGCCGACGCGGGGGCAAGAGAAGAAGCGGAAAGAGAGAAAGCGUCCCCCACCCCGCGCGGAUCCCGCGACCGGGCCCAUGUCCCCCUCGACACUGCUCGUCCGGCCACCGGCGCCGGCGAAUCCGUCCCUUCCGCCUCGUCGGUGCGCGCCCGUAUCAGCAGCGGCAGCGACGCUCCGCACGUCUCCUGCCGCCUCCUCCGUGGCUCACUUCUCUAGGCUGCGAACCAAGUGCAGGUUUGCUGCCCCCGGUGUGAGAGAAGAUUACUCUUCUACGCCAAUCGAUGUCGUAGCCGACGUGAAAACAGAGAAGAUUGUAGUCUUGGGAGGAAGUGGAUUUGUCGGUUCUGCUAUAUGCAGAGCUGCAGUAGCUAAAGGCAUUGAGGUUGUGAGUCUCAGCAGGUCAGGAAGACCGUCUUACUCUGAUCCUUGGGCUGAUGAAGUUACUUGGCUAGCAGGAGAUGUUUUCUAUGCAAGAUGGGAGGACGUACUAGUAGGGGCUACUGCUGUUGUGUCUACCCUUGGAGGAUUUGGUAAUGAAGAACAGAUGAAAAGGAUAAAUGGUGAAGCAAAUGCCAUAGCAGUAGACGCUGCAAAAGAAUUUGGGAUCCCGAAAUUUAUUUUGAUCUCUGUUCAUGAUUACAACCUUCCAUCCUUUCUCCUUACCUCGGGCUAUUUCACUGGUAAGAGAAAGGCUGAAUCUGAAGUCCUCUCCAAAUACCCAUCCUCAGGUGUUGUAUUGAGGCCUGGGUUUAUUUACGGUAAAAGGAAAGUAGAUGGCUACGAGAUACCGCUCGACAUCGUAGGGCAACCACUUGAGAAGCUACUUUCGUCUGUCGAAAAUUUCACCAAACCAUUGAGUGCAUUGCCUGGUUCGGACCUGGUCCUCGCACCCCCUGUGAAUGUGGAAGAUGUCGCCUACGCCGUGAUCAACGCCGUCAUAGAUGACAGCUUCUUCGGCGUGUUCACAAUCGAGCAGAUCAAGGAAGCAGCAGCCAGUGCGAGAGUGUAGAGAUCUGCAUAUCUGGAAGUACCUUACGGAGUUAUGAGGGAGCAGUCAUGUUCUUGCAAAUCUUCCAUAAUACUAGUGGAUAGCUCAAUGCCGAACUCAGUACUGCAAUGCUGUGCUUAUAUAGAGAGUUUAAAUGCA
This is a messenger RNA of Hordeum vulgare subsp. vulgare (domesticated barley), 1247 nucleotides long. RefSeq lists its product as uncharacterized. The record is from RefSeq and is a predicted model, not a curated record. Gene Ontology annotation, cellular component: mitochondrion. Gene Ontology annotation, molecular function: protein-containing complex binding. The coding region runs from base 177 to 1109 and encodes 310 amino acids. The transcript is spliced from 7 exons. NCBI's taxonomy places the organism in Eukaryota, Viridiplantae, Streptophyta, Magnoliopsida, Poales, Poaceae.